AAACACCUUCACUUUGGUAACUUUCCAGUCUGCUUUGUGUUUGUUGUUUAGUCAAAAUAUCAUCAAUUUUUUGCGAAAAAGGAGAUAAAAUUUCAAUAAAAUAGCCAUGGCUUUGGCUAUGCAGAAGAGGAACAAUGUUAGGCUUCCGCCGGAAGUGAACAGAGUGCUGUAUAUCAGGAAUCUGCCGUAUAAAAUCACCUCAGACGAAAUGUAUGACAUCUUCGGGAAGUACGGAGCAAUAAGGCAAAUCCGAGUAGGGAAUACCCCAGAAACCAGAGGGACGGCUUUUGUGGUGUUUGAGGACAUUUUCGAUGCUAAAAAUGCCUGUGAUCAUCUUUCCGGAUUUAACGUUUGCAAUCGAUAUCUCGUGGUGCUCUACUAUCAGUCCACGAAGGCUUUCAAGCGGGUGGACGUAGACAAGAAGCAGGAGGAACUGGACAAGAUGAAGUCCAAGUAUAACAUCAAUACAGACGAACUCAAGAAGUAGACAGAAUUGUGGCCAGGAAGAAUCAUUUAUUCAUGUUCAUUCAUCAUCAACUUUUCAUCAUUCAUCAUCCAAUAAAAGACCAGAAAAAAGCCAAAAA
Messenger RNA from Phlebotomus papatasi, 584 nucleotides. RefSeq names its product splicing factor 3B subunit 6 (gene Sf3b6). Gene Ontology annotation, cellular component: nucleus; ribonucleoprotein complex; cytoplasm. Bases 107 to 487 code for a protein of 126 amino acids. The transcript has 2 exons. Gene Ontology annotation, molecular function: mRNA binding. The record is from RefSeq and is a predicted model, not a curated record. Lineage: Eukaryota; Metazoa; Arthropoda; Insecta; Diptera; Psychodidae.